Molecule: messenger RNA, 1841 nt
Organism: Rhododendron vialii
Lineage: Eukaryota; Viridiplantae; Streptophyta; Magnoliopsida; Ericales; Ericaceae
Product: G2/mitotic-specific cyclin-2-like
Exons: 12
Coding region: 217-1509 (430 amino acids)
Biological process (GO): regulation of cyclin-dependent protein serine/threonine kinase activity; mitotic cell cycle phase transition
Cellular component (GO): nucleus; cyclin-dependent protein kinase holoenzyme complex; centrosome
Molecular function (GO): cyclin-dependent protein serine/threonine kinase regulator activity
Source: RefSeq, a predicted model, not a curated record
AUCCGGUUUCUUAUUUUCUGGUUUCCUCCUUUUUCUUGGUACAUCACAUAAAAGUAAAAAACCUAAGGAAGAGAGGCAAGGCAAAGGGAGGGAUUUAGAGAGAGAGAGAGGGGCGUAUGGAACUUUUUUGACUCGUCUCUCUCUUCCUCUUCUAUUGGUUCUUACUAAUCAGAGAAAGGAGAUCUCGACGGAUUCUUGAUUUCAAGAUAGUGAAAAAUGGUUGGAUCAGAUGAGAAUCAUCCGGGUGUGAUCAGGCCCCUACAUAGCCAAGGGGUAUUACAUGCCGGAAUGGGGCAUAACCGGAGAGUGUUGGGUACGAUUAACCAGAACACGAUGAGAGCUGCUCCACACCCCUGUCCAGUUAACAAGAAAGGCCCCUUGGCUGAAAACUAUGGACUCUUUAAUAGGAUUGCUCCUCCUGUUCCAACAAAUCGACCAAUUACUAGAAAAUUUGCUGCACAAAUCACUGGUAAACAGCAGCAACCAUUGCCUGAGGAAACAAAGAAGCUGGCCCCACCAGUACAAGUUCCUAUUGAAUCGGAAGAUGUUUCCAUCAUAGAUGUGGAUGAAUACAAGGCAGCAAGUGACUCUCCUGUACCAAUGUUUGUGCAGCACACGGAGGCAAUGCUAAACGAAAUUGACCGGAUGGACGAGGAUGAAAUGGAAGAUAUACCUGAAAAGCCAGUUUCGGACAUAGACAGUGCUGACAAGAAAAACCCACUUGCAGUUGUUGAAUACAUUGAUGAUCUAUAUGCUUACUAUAAGAGAGUAGAGAGUUCUAGCUGUGUCUCACCAAACUAUAUGGCACAGCAGUCUGACCUUAACGAAAAGAUGAGAGGCAUUCUAAUUGAUUGGCUGAUUGAGGUGCACUACAAGUUCGAAUUGAUGGAUGAGACUUUGUACCUGACUGUCAAUCUUAUUGAUAGAUUCUUAGCAGUCCAACCAGUGGUGAGGAAGAAACUCCAGCUUGUUGGGGUGACAGCAAUGCUUCUUUCUUGCAAGUAUGAGGAAGUUUCAGUUCCAGUUGUAGAGGACCUUAUUCUGAUUUCUGACAAGACUUACAGUAGAAUAGAAGUGCUUCAGAUGGAGAAGUUAAUGGUCAACACAUUGCAGUUUAAUCUAUCAGUUCCCACUCCAUACGUGUUUAUGAGGAGGUUCCUCAAAGCUGCUCAAACUGACAAGAAGCUGGAGCUUCUAUCUUUCUUCAUAAUUGAGCUGUGUCUCGUAGAGUACGAAAUGCUGGAGUUCAGACCUUCUCUAUUAGCUGCUGCAGCAGUAUUCACUGCUCAGUGUAGUCUUGGUGGGUCGAAGCAAUGGAGUCAAACCAAUGAGAGGCACACAAACUACUCCAAAGAUCAACUUCUAGAAUGCUCAAGGAGGAUGGUUACAUUCCAUCAGAAAGCGGGCAUUGGGAAACUCACGGGUGUCCACCGAAAAUAUAGCUCAUCUAAAUUUGGUUAUGCUGCAAGAUCAGAACCUGCUAACUUCCUGUUAGAGGAUAUAAUUUAGCAAGGCUGAAUGUAUUAACAGAAGCUAUUAAGAACUCAAUGACUUAACUGCUGUAGCUUAUUUUAAGUCAUUUUGGGGGUGGGUGCAAUUGUGCAACAUAAGUUGCCCCUGGUUUUUAGUCCCUUUUUGAAGGUUUAUGGAUUUUGUGUUGAAUGAUGUUCAGAGUUUUGGAUUCAGCUUGAUGUUCUUCCUGAACAUCAUAGGAUGAGCUUUUCUCUGUUUGUGUUGAUUUUCCAUCAUCAGAUAAUUUGUAAGUUGCAUGUGAUUAGAACUUAUGCCGAACCUUGUCAUUCUUUGUUUUUCUUUUUUAAUCAUAAACCUUGUCAUUCUAA